Messenger RNA from Trachemys scripta elegans, 3384 nucleotides. It is a transcript of the gene TRIB1, whose product is annotated as tribbles pseudokinase 1. The record is from RefSeq and is a predicted model, not a curated record. Lineage: Eukaryota; Metazoa; Chordata; Testudines; Emydidae. Gene Ontology annotation, cellular component: nucleus. Bases 475 to 1572 code for a protein of 365 amino acids. Gene Ontology annotation, biological process: regulation of MAP kinase activity; protein phosphorylation; positive regulation of proteasomal ubiquitin-dependent protein catabolic process. The transcript has 3 exons. Gene Ontology annotation, molecular function: mitogen-activated protein kinase kinase binding; ATP binding; protein kinase activity.
CCAGGCUGCCGCUGCUGCGCGGCGCGCUGGGUGCUGGAGGCAGGCGCGGGGGGAGACCGGGCGAAGGGAGGGGGGGGGGAUGUGCCAUCCUCGCCGUUGCACAACCCUGCCCUGUUGACAGAUAACCUGCGCGUGAGUGUGCGGGGUGAGUCACGCCGGGAGGGCACAGCCCGGGCUGGCUGCGCUGCGCUGCGCUCGCUGCACACACUCGCCGAGCCGGAGGCGAGAGGCGCCGACCUGCCCGCAGCUCUGCCCCGCUCGACUCUGGGGGACGCGCCGCGGAGCCCUUCGCUGCAGCAGCUCCCGCCGCCUGCCGCGGGGACCUGCCGCGGGAGCCCCCCUACCUUAUAUGUGCCCGGGGCGCGCCCCAGGCCGGGGACAGCCCGCUGGGAAGCCGCUCGCCUGGCCGCUCUCCGCCGUGUGCCGCCGCCCUCUGCCCGCCCGGCUGGGAGCGCCCCCCGCCUCUCCGUCUCCAUGAGCCGCAAGACGCAGCCCCGCAGCCCGGGACUCCUGCUGCCGGCCGCCCGAUGCCGGAGCGCCCCCUCCAAGCGGCUGCUGCUGCAGGACGGCUCCAGCGAGGACGCCCCAGCGGCCAAGUGCCCCCGGCUCUCCGAGUGCCCCAGCAGCCCCCAGGACUGUCUCAGCGCGCCGGGCUCGCCGUGCGCCCCCGCCUCGCCGGGCAGCGGCCCCACGCCGGGCAGCGCCCAGAGCCCCAGCCUCAUUGCCGGCUACCUGCUGCUGCCCCUGGCCGACAGGGAGCAUGUGUCCCGGGCGCUCAACAUCCACACGGGCCAGGAGCUGCGCUGCAAGGUGUUCCCUCUCAAACACUACCAGGACAAAAUUCGACUUUAUGUUCAGCUGCCAUCUCAUAAAAAUAUCACUGGGGUAGUGGAAGUGAUUCUGGGGGACACCAAGGCCUAUGUCUUCCUUGAGAAGGACUUUGGGGACAUGCACUCCUAUGUGAGGAGCUGUAAAAGGCUGCGAGAAGAGGAGGCUGCCAAGCUGUUCAAGCAGAUCGUCUCAGCUGUAGCUCACUGCCACCAAUCGGCCAUUGUGCUGGGUGACCUCAAGCUCAGGAAAUUUGUCUUUUCUACUGAAGAAAGGACUCAGCUGAGACUAGAAAGCCUAGAAGACACUCACAUCAUCAAGGGGGAAGAUGAUGCUCUGUCAGAUAAACAUGGCUGCCCAGCAUAUGUCAGCCCUGAGAUCUUAAACACGACAGGGACCUACUCUGGAAAAUCAGCUGACGUUUGGAGUUUAGGAGUAAUGCUGUAUACCCUCCUAGUAGGACGCUAUCCCUUCCAUGACUCAGACCCUAGUACUCUGUUUUCUAAAAUCCGCCGUGGACAGUUCUGUAUUCCUGAUCAUGUCUCUCCCAAAGCCAGAUGCCUCAUUCGUAGCCUGCUGAGACGGGAACCCUCAGAAAGACUCACUGCUCCAGAGAUCUUGCUUCAUCCUUGGUUUGAAGCAGUUUUGGAACCUGGAUAUGUAGACCAGGAUAUAGGAACUUCUGAUCAAAUUGUUCCAGAGCAUCAUGGAGACAGUGAUGAUAUAAGUUCCUUCUUCUGUUAGUCCUGAAAUCUCCAAAAACCUCAUACAGUUCUCACACAUGGCAUCUUUUUAGGGUUUCAUUUUCCACAUUAUAAAUGCACAGCAUUCUAAAGUGUCAUUAUAAUCAGAAAAGUGACUGUGUUUAAAAAACAAGUAAAUAAACAAGGCAGGCAACUACUUACUCAGCGGAUCCAGAGUCAUAGCUGCUUACUUAGCUGGCGAGUGCUUAUUAGCACGGCAGGGCCAGUACAGCUGUGGAAGAGCCAGCUGGAAUCUAUUCUGCCUCGUGCAUCAUCAUCAACCACCCAACUGCCGGGUGAUCUUUGAUUGCAGAAUCUUAUUAUUGGUGAUGUAAGAGACAGACAAAAAGAAGCUAGGCCUCCCAUUUUCCCCCAUAGGUAUUAAGUGGAAUGUGUAGCCCUGAUGGUGAAAAUACUAAAUGGGGGAAGACCAAAUCUGACAUGGAAAUUAAUGAGAGGAAUCAGUAAGGAGCACCUUGUUGCCAGUUUUACAGAGUAAUUUUCUGACGAUAAGUGCACUUUAAUGGUGGAGGGAGGUCUUGACCCACCAAGUCCAACAACCUGCUCACUUGUCAGGUAGAUUCUGCUAUUAGCAGGUAUAUUAUAUGAAGCUAUUAAAGAUCCAUCCAUAAUUAAAUAUACACUGUUGUCUUCCUCUACUGCUUUUGGCAGAUUAGUCCAGUAACCCUUUAAGGAGGAGAAGAUAUCUGGCCUCUCAGUUGGAUUUCAUAUAAUACCUUCUCCCUGAACAUAAAAUGCAUUUUUAAUUUAUUUAAGCCUAACUGUGACAAAGAAUAUAUAAUUCUAUGCCCUUGUAAGCUCAGGGUGCCAGCACAUAUCCGUGUACCAAAACACAACAUCAUAGGUUGGAGCACCUUGUCUUGGAAAAGAGAGAGAAAGGUCUUGUACAGUAUAUGUGAACCCUUCUGUUUUCCUGUUGGCUCAGUUCUACAAAGCACUGUCUCUUAGGUUUAAAAUCCUGUACAAAAACUUGGUUGGUCUUGAAACUUAAAUUCUCCAGACAUCCGUCUUGACUAUUCAGGUGUAUCAUCUGCCUCUGGCUACAUUUGUUUUUCUUAAUUUUUUUUUUGCAUGAUUAUUCAUAAUAUUUCAAAUGUAUGUGGAUAAUGAAUACAUCUAAAUAAUCAUUACUUUCCUGGGUCAGGGAUAAGUAAAGCCUAGUCCGGACUAAGAUUUCUGCUUUGUUUCAUGUGUGUGCCUGGUUGAUGAUGUACAGAAAUAUCAACUUGUAUUAAAAGUGGUUCACUAUGAUGACAUAUACACAGUUCCUAAUAUGAAUUUGUUAAACGGGUAAAUGACUAUGCUGUACAUUGACAGAAUGGCACUAUAAUGAUGCAAUUAUUUUAAGGACUAACCCCUGGCAAGCUACAGUACCACCAUGCAUUGUGAGAAUGCUAUGUAUACCUCAUGUACUGUGUACCUUGUACAUAAAUCUUACUGUUUUGAGGGGGGAGGGAGUUGCUGUUGUUUGUGUGUCCUAAUAACCGAGGUGUCGAAGAGCAGUUUAAUGUGAAUUAUUGUUGGCAAUACUAACUUGACAGAAUCAUGAGCAUUAGAGAAGGGUGAAGUAACUCUAUUGCACUAAAUCUCUCAUGAUUGCUUGACAUUUGUAUCUGUGAUACAGUUUAAACCUAAAAAAAGUAAAUCUGUAUAUAUUGGUGGAAAAGCUGCCACAAAAGCUAAAAACACUAUGUCCAACCUGUACAUAUGUAUAUAUGUGGAAACCUAGAUGAUAAAGUCUGACUUGUAGAAAAGUUUUAAUAAACCUGGUUUCAUAAAUGUUUGUUCUCAA